This is a messenger RNA of Chara braunii, 3055 nucleotides long. NCBI's taxonomy places the organism in Eukaryota, Viridiplantae, Streptophyta, Charophyceae, Charales, Characeae. The record is from the annotation of a GenBank genome assembly.
CAUGUUGGGUCGCCAACGUUCAAGAGGCCCGAUGUCCACGCCAACGGUAACCGUUAGCGGGCCGGUAGCAUCCCCAAGGUGCACACCGCGUUGCAACUUGGGGUUGGGCUUCAGCCGUGGCGGGAAACCGACCAACGGUCGGCAAAUGCGGAUAUUUGAGGCGGCACAGCGCGUCCACAAGACGACGGCUUCCGUUUGUCGCCAAGCGCGUGUCGCCGUGUGCAGGACGUCGCAGUUACGUUGUCGGCCGUGUUCUCUUCCGUCUAGUGCCGUUGCUGUCGUCCGUCGCAUGGCUGACAUCUUUCGCAAGCUCCCGCUGCUGCUUCUCGCCGUCUUCCUACAAGUCGUCGUAGUGUUGCACGUGUGUUUCGUCGGGAACGCGCCGCGGCGUCGACGCAGACGAACUUCGCCGAUGAAGGCCGUCAGGACAGAUAGUGGACAGGGCUCCCCUAGGGGAGGAGGGGAGCAGGUUGUGAGCAGGCGUGCCGUUGGGAGUUUUUCUCCGGCUUGCAGGUUGUCGUUGGGGGUCGGUAAUUCAUCACUGCUGCCAGAUUUGCAACCCCUCUUGGACUCAUUAGAUGAGGAGGAGAGGGAGGGACGGGCACACACUGUUCCGUUGGGUAGCGGUUCUACGCAGGAAUGGUCUUGGAAGGAGCUGUGCGGCGACAGUGGCGGCGUGUACGGCCAGUCCUUCACUGAACUGCUGGCGCCUGGUCUCGACGGGGAAGAAGGGCAUGGCGGAUCGAACCUGUCUUCCGGUCUGUCUACAGGGAGGUGUGGAAGCCAGACACGCACAGUGAUCGUCAAUCCCCAUGUCGGCGACGACGGCAGGCAGUUAACCGCUGUGGACCGAUCAUCGAAAUCCGCAGGCGCACAGCAGUGGCAGGGACGAGCGACUUCCAUCUCCAGGAGCACGCAAGGUCAUCCGUCGUUUAUGCAGUCCCCGGCUCCGGUGUCUGCUGCAUCCAACCUGGGACGUCGACGUGGCAUUGUCAAGGAGGGGGGGGGGUACUUGGACGACGUCGUUGACGACCGCGAUGGGAGGUUAGUGUGGGCGGAGGAGCGACGGAAGAUCAGGGAGGGACGAGAGGAAGCAAUCAGGCGGGGGGUGGAGCGGCUGAGGAUGGACAGGCAGGCGGAAGAAGUUAAGGAGCCACAUGCGGGGCUUCCGUCCGAAGACGACGACGACGACGGCACAGGAGAGGCGGGAGACAGGAACGGCGGUUACGCCUCGCCAUCACAGAACAGCGACGGGGGGGGAAGGGCGGCAAGACGAAGGCGACGAGCGGGAACGGUUGUGGGCGGCCGAAGAAAGCGCAAGCAAAGGCGAACGACGGAGAAGGCAACGGCGACGCAGAGGAGAAGCGAAACUUUUGGAUUGAACGGCAAGGAGAGGGCGAGACACGGCUUCAAUUUCAAUAUGGACCGCGCUGUUUACGACGAGAUUGAAGGGUCUAGCGGUUUCAACGAAACCAUCAACCCCAAAAACGUUGCCGACACUGGUACCCGCGGCGGUGUGCGUUUGCCGUCGACGACAACUGCUUAUCCUGAAGCAGUUGGUGAUGUCGACGCCUGUGCGGGGGGGGAAGAUGAGGACGAGGGAUCGACUCGUGGUUCCUCCCAGACGUCGGGCAGCCCCCAUGGUUUCGGAAAGAGGAAGAGCACGAGGCAGCAGACGUUCGAAGCAAUGACGGAGUGCAAGGACAAGCACGGUGCAUUGAUGGCGGCCACGAUGGAGAGUGCCUGCAAGCGGCAAUGCAGCAUUCAGCUACGACAAUGUGAGGCGUUAGAAGCUGAAGUGCAGGUGCAGAAGACGCACUACGCCACGUCCGAUGAAGUCAGCAAACUCAUGUGCCAGGCUUCCCAAGCUAUGGUCGAUCAGUCGACGAUGCGUUCCCCUGUGCCGCAGCCGCGUGGGGGGGCAGUUCAGGGUGCGUCUGCCGUGGCGGACGUUGCGAAGGCAGGCGAUGGCGGGGCGGAGGGCGAAGACGACAAACCGCUAGUGAAGAAGCUUCGCGGGCAACGUCCGGAGGCGAAAGCGAUGGAGGUGGCCGCGAGGCUAUGGACCGACGACAUUCAGUUCUGGAAUCAAACGCGCGGAAAAGAAAUCAUCAACAUCAUGCACGAAGCCCGAGUUCACCUCGUUGAUGUGGCGACGAGGGUGCAGCCAUCGGCGAUCCGAAGGAGCAUCACCCUCCCCCACAGUUCCAUUCCGCAGAAGAAGAUCGAAGACACCUCGGAGUUGAGGGCGGCGAAGGAAAGGGCGUUAAAGGUGGAGAGCAUUGCGAAGAGGGCCAUCCACGGCUGGAUUUUCAAGUCCGACAGCAGACACAUAGGGUAUCACUUGGCGUACCAGUACGCCUUGAACCACGCGCCCGAUGGCGAUUCGAGACACGCUGGAGUGGGUAUGAAGCUCCCUUUGUGGUUCGUCGGAGCGAACGUGGUGGACAGGCACCAGGACGACGAGUGCGCGGCUUACCAGGAGGCCAUCUCUCAACGUUUGGUGCGUGAUUUCACGAAUGUGGUGGAGGCAGCGCAGGGGAUGGACUUGGGGCGUGUGUCUUACGAGCGCCUGAAGUCCCUGGCGGAGGCGAUGAGGUACUUGCUGGCAGCGGCGGCGUGGAUAAUGAGGAUGGCUGGGGACGACGCAAGAUCGCACUUCGACGCCUGGGUUUUUGUGCAGUUGACGUCGAAGACCACCCUUCUUGCCGCCAUGGAUCACCAUUUUGACUCCCAUCAUCAUGUCUUGCUAGCCGCAACUGUGAUGACGGAGAAACUGGGAAGACCGUCUCUGACCUUCGCUCCCCCCCCACUGUACAUCCCCGACUGGGCAUCGAAGUGCGACAUCACGUUCAAUCACGACGCGACGUUGCACUCCCCGAUGGAAGCAACGAAGACUGAUUGGCUCGGCACAGGCCCCCCUGAGGAGGAAGCCUCGGACGGCGACGAUGUUGAUGGUGCCGAGGGCGGGUGAUAGUGGGAGUGGAAGUGGAUGGACAGCCGGCGAGGGCGGGCUAUCGUUCGUAGAAGGGUUUAGUAAACGUCGGGGGCGAGG